UUUGACUAAGGGAUGCAAAAUGAAGUCUUCUAAUAAUUCUCUGGUUACUAAUGAAACUCUAGCAGAAUAGAAUCGUGUUUCUCCCAUAAAUUAUGUUAUUAGAAUUUGCGUAGGUGUGAAUUACCCUUAAACUGGCGCUCGAUUUAGGUGUUGGUCGAAAGCACCGCACACACCGUCGCCACUGUUUCCAUUCUUAAAGGCAUAUCUAGACCUCGUGAAUGGUAAAUCUCGUUGCGUCGCUGUUACGUGGUCAGUAAAGGCAACACCAAUAGAUUUUCAAUGAACAGUCGGCACGUGACUUUGCCUAAUGUUUAUGCCUAACGAACGAAUCAUUUAGGCUAAUAAGUUAAUGCAUUGUUCCGUUAUAACCGGAAGGAGCCGCAAGACAAACUGUACUUUAAACGAACCAUGAUUUACAAUUUGAAAUCUGAAGACUUAGAAUGAUUUAAGCAAGCGGAAAAAUCAUGAACAGGAAGAUAAAUGAACAAUUGAAAAAUAUCUCAAAGUUAAACUUAAGAAAAAGGCAAAUUUUAGUGCUAUUCCAAAUUGCCUAACCGUGGACUAUCUGCAAAUGGAAAAUGAGCUUUUGCACGAACUAUUACAAAUUACUCCGCAAUAUUUAUCUAAAAUAUUACCGAGUACUAUCAAAGCAAGAUAAAUAUCAUUCAUGGGAUUCCACGUUUUUGUUUGAAAGUUUAAUCAAUGAAAAGGAAUCAAUCGCGUGACUGUAAUUAUUUUCACGAAUCACGCUCUAAGUUCGCUCACGAACGUUUAUUUAAUAUUAAUCGUAAAGUUCUUGCUGGUAAAAAGAGAAUACAUUUAACAUAAAAUGUUGCUCACGUCGCCGGUUAUAAACGAGAGAAUGGGCUGAAUAAAUCACUGAACAGUAAUUAAAUUUAUGCAUUGGCAGUUCGCUUUUCAAGCGGUUUAACGCAGCACACGUUGCGGGAAAGGAGUCAAAUCGCAAAAAGUUGUCGGAACAACUUCGUGUUUCGCAUCGAAUGCACGUCGGGAAAAAAGCUAUAAUAUAACACGUAGCUGAUUUCAAAUGAAACGUAUUCGAUCGCAUUGAUUUCGGCCAGGACCGGAGAAUUAAUGGCUCCGAAACGAGCCUCGCUCAAAGAAGCAUCAGAUUUCUUUCCUCCCGAAACAUAACUGAGGAACAUUCGUCAGGAACGUUGUUUUUGAAACGAAAGAAGGUUUACUCCGUUUCGUGUAGCUUAUUCGUGCACGCAGCUAUCAGAGUUAUCGGAAACGCGAUAUAGUCGACUCCUUUUGUGCCAACGACUUCGCGCUGCUAUUUCAUCCUCUCUCGUUCUGGACACCAUGAAAACUCACUUUGAUAUCGUGCAUCGAGCGAAUCAACUCACAAGUUACACACGAAUUAUUCGAAUUACACUCGAAAUCUGAGCGACCACUAUACACAGUCCUCUUCAGACCCAACAAAAGUGUAGUCCAAUGAAUUGUACCUCACAACAUUCAGAAAUAUCUAAGCAACGAGUCCUUUGGAAUGAAUUUUUGCGACAUGAAGCUAUGGAUCACCGUAAGUUUUGAAGCACUUCGAAGAUUCAGUGACUCUGGAUGAAAGCAACACGAGGAGAGGCUGAAGACACCAAGAGGUAGAGAGAAUUCUGGCUAGUUGCAGGUACGCUAGCAGCGCAACGGGCCCGGAGUUAAGAGAAAGGUGAUAUAGGGGUCCCCUCUAGUGAGAUUGGGCCCCGUUCAGGUCUCUCUCGCACACUCUCUCGCGACGUCGAAGGUUUCCUUCGCACCGGUUCGUGCCGUCGGCUCCGGCUCGGCUCGUGCACAUACGCCAUGGUCUGUCGUGUCGAAUCGGGCCAGCUUCAUGGUGCCCAGCUGGAUCCGGACGCCCAUUUGUCGGUCUGCAACUCCUCGUCCUCGUCGUCGUCGUCUUCGUCGUCCACGAGGUCUAACCGACCAACACCAGUGAUCCGUUCUCCAUCGGUCUGUCGUCUCGGCUCUGAAACGUGCAGCGUGUCUCGGUGAUCUGAUGUAACCCCCUUCUCAUUCUUUCUCUCUGUCUCUCUUCCUCUCUUUCUCUCUGUCGUGAAACCGCAUCGGCCGUGUGUAUAUCUCGCCUCGAUUACACCAGAACGGUUGAGCGUCGCCGAGCGAGCGGUCCCAACGUCUGCAGCGCACUUGCUCUUCGUCGUCCUCCUCGUCGAGGCUGUGUCUACGUUGUCGCGCCUGCUCCGCCGAUCAAAUCUGCUGCUGCACACCCUGGAUAUCUCGUGAAUUUUCUUAUUGGAGUCUUAUCGGAGGGCAGGAAGGACCUAUCGUCUCGUCCGGGUCAAUUGAUGGAUUUUGGAUCGGAGCUACCGUGAAGUGUCUUUCUGGUGCUGUGUCACGAUACUCUGCGAACGAAACUUCUAAUGGACGUUGGGUGUUGGAAGUUUUGGAGCGACUGGAAUCAAAGAUCUUCAGACAGAGGACGGAAUCGAGGAGUUAAGUGAUGCGAAGGAGGACGGUUAACCGGGUACUAGAAAUUGAAAGCUUUCCCGUGGAAAAGGAAGGAAAGCUCGAACGGCUGCAAGAGAGAAAGCAGACGUUUCGUGCUGAUUAGCGGGAGAUUCCAUUCGACUCGUUCGUGCGUGAGUAAUUAAUCAAUUAAUCGUUCCCGUGGGACGAAACAGAGUCGAAAUGAUUUCCUUGACGGAACUGGUUUAAGUGGUUCGCAUUAGCAUCUCCGACUCGCUACUGUUACCGAAUACAAUUCCGCUUAUAACGAGUCGAGAGGAGAUUAAUGUUCUCAUCGCGCGACGCAAGAUUGAAAUUCGUCGUGCAAAUGAAAACGUUCAAGGUGUCGUUCGCCCGUGAACUGAUAAAGCGAUACGUGCACUUACGACCGAUUAAGAUAAAAGAAGUAACUCGUGACUCUUGAGAGAAAAAAAAAGAAAAGAAGAGAACAAACGACGUUUAUAUUCUUGCGUUUGGAGCUCACGUUUGCGAGGCUGUCGGCAAUGAAUCCAAUCGAUUCGUGAUCAAUUAAAGAGAGUCGAAAAUCGAUCUGGCCCAGUGAACCAAAAAGAAAUAAAAUAAAAAAAAAAAUAAAAACAGAACUUUCGAGUGAAAGUACUCUUGGAUGAUCGUUGGGUGCCGUUGCAUUUGGUGCGUUUUAAUUACCCGACCGUAUUCGUGAUUAAUUAAGACCAACGAAACGAUCUCGGCCGGCUGGAAGAAUCGUGAAGAAUGUCGGCGAUCGAAUACGUGCAGAGUUCCGGUGCAAAAACCGAUUCGUGAUCUACUAAUCUAGUCACAUUGACUUUAAGAUUACCUCUCGCGAAACUAGUGGCCCGAAACGGGGACAGCCUUUUCGUUCGCGAGCCGAGGAUCUCGUUUAUCGUUCGCGAUCUGACGAACAAACCUCGACGUAAACACAAUAUUAUGAUAAUAUUAUCUGACUCCGAUAAGAUUCGCAGUGAGCGAAAUCUCGAGGUUGACUCUCAGACUCGAAUCGACUGGCAACGAUUUCCGAUAAACGUUCAAUUACGCUCCGAGCACGGUGGUCGUAGAGCAACGUGUCUUUCCGAUCAUUGAUACCGUUCUAGGAAAAAAAUCGGCUAUAGUCGAAACUAGAAACGAACGGUCCGGCAAAAGUGGAGCAUUUCUACCUCGACGCGAAUGCAAAGUGUUGCUGUUAAUAACGUGCUACGUCAGUGGUGCAUAGUGGCUGGUGGAAAAUCAUCGAUGAUCGUUUUUUGUUAGUGAAAGAUCACCGAUUUGAGGAAGUGCUUGUUAUGGAUAUCUGCACAGCUGUCGAACGGAAAUACUUUCUCGAGUGGAAUUACGUGGAUGGCAUCCGAGCAAGCAUUUUCAAACUCUUGCAGGAGGUGAAGGGAGGAUGAAGAAUGCCCCGCGUCGGUGGAGACGGGGGUGGAGGAUCGGAGAAGGCAGGGGGAAGCGGAUUUGGAGGAUGGCUCGGGGGUGCAGCAAGAGCCAUGACUGGAGGAAAUGUCGGCGGUGGAUACGUGGUUCUUGGUGGCACCAGAUACGGUCUCAGACUUUCCCAGGAGAGCCUGCCGCCAUCGAACUCACGGGAAGAGUCCCAGGAGAGACGACGAAAGAGGAGUUCACGAGAGAGCGACUCUCGGGAGAGACUGACGGAGAGGUAUCCGGAAAAUGCAGCACUAGAACUCAGCUCGAGCAUCGCAGACUGCUGUUGCAUAGGUCCACGUUCGCGUUUGCCAUUGCCCAGGAUACCGCCAGGGUCGACAGGGUCGAGCACGACGACGACGACGUCGUCGUCGUCGACGUACGGUGCCGGCGGAGGAGGAGGUGUAGGUGGAGUUGGAGGUGGCGGUGGAGGAGUAGGUGGACAGGCUCCUUUUCCUGGGCCUCCCACGUCUUCGAACAGCCGCGUUGUCGGCGUGGAACAGCCGGUGACGCUGACGACGCCAACGACGUCGGCGCAACCGUUGGUGAACUCUAAUAAUAACCGAGGGAUGCUGCAAACAUCGUCGGUGGGGAACAGCACUGGCCAGCACCAUCAAGCACAAUCGUCCGCAGCUCUAACGGCGGCGGUACCGUCGUCUUCGUCGCCAUCCUCUUCGACGUCGUUCAACGUAUCCACCGCCGUGCCGACGCUGCAGUCCGUCUCGGUGCCGCGGCAGCUAGCACAGUGGACCAAGCAUCAGACGCUGAAGCUGCAGGAACCAGCAGUGAUAGCGGUGGACCGUUUGCACAGGUUCCGGUGGAGCGGGGGCGGAGGAGGAAGUGGCAAGAAGUCCUCUUCCGGCCCCCGGAGCGAUAAGGCCGAGCGCCUUCGAGAGCUCACUGAAAAACUCAAGGGACCAGCACCGGUACCACCACCCAGAAGACCUUCCAGAAUUCAAGCUUCCUCUCCACCACCGAGUGGGUAUCAACCACCUUCGCAGAAUCAUCCACAGACAACGAAUCAAGGAUGCGGUCGUUGCGAUGGUCGACCUUCCUCCCGAAGCUACACGUACAGCGAGGGCAGUAGUCACAGUCUCAGCAAUCAGCACCCUCAGCAACAGCACCACCUGAAGACGAUUGGCCGAAGUGACAGUGUGGGUGACGAGUGUUUGAGUGAGCCGGGUAACAACGAUGCGUGCAGGAAGCCGUGUGCCGACUCGAGGAAAUCCUCGCGGUCGGCUAAGCAACACGAUAGGAACAGUGGUGACGUAAGUGACAUCAAACACGAACUGAACGUAAGUGCGGAUGCGACGAAACAUCUCAGACAGUACAGUGAUUCCGUGGUGGAUAGUGGUACGUGUGUGGACGACUUGUGUGACAAUUUGAACGCUACAUCCGGAGCCGGAAGCGAAGCUGAAGCCAGAGACGCGGUUACCAAAUUGGAACCAAGAGGAUCUCUUCUUACUUUUCACAGAGGUGGGGCUCCAUUCAGAAGCGCUUCCUUCGGCCAGGUGGAUUUCAAUCAAGUCAAUCGACAGAAGGCACAACCAAUAGCCACGUCGAAUCGCAACGAGAGCAAGGAUGUCAGGGCGAGCACGUUGCCCAGAAGACGAGGAGACGUCAGUCCAGUCGUCUCGACGCCGCAAAAUAGUCCCAAUCGUCAAAGUCCGCGAACGUCGACGCCCAGCGUCGACAGUGCUGUCGGUUCGGCGGAAGGACUGGGCGUACCUCAAACCGGAAACGUCGAGGAGAUCCGACCGCGAAGCGAUGGUUCCGACAGUCUGGCGACUUCCAGUGCUCUCACGAGCCCAGAACCACCGGUUCCUGAGAUCAACGAGCCGAGAGUUGAUCUGGUGCAAGCUGACGUGUCUCCGAACGAGAUGGUUAUGUCCGAGCCUGUUUUCCCGCUCGUGGAAAACUCGUCCAUCGAGGAAACCGUGCAAAAAGAAAACAGAAUGGAGCCACACGAAGUGAUAAUAACACCACCACCUGAGGAGCCACGACUUAGCCAAACGAUGGAGGGUAGCGAGACAGCGAGCGAAGCACCCUCGGAGUCAUCCUCUCCGUCGGGUAAAACGCGAAGGUAUCGUGGCGAUACCAGCAAAAGAAGAAAGGGUGUGUACAUAACUCAAUGGCCGGAGCCAUUGGACAGCGACCGGAACAAGCUGUCAGCUCAGAGCAGCGAGGAAAGAGACGAGCCACCUGCGACGCCCAGCGACCUCUCUGACUGCGAGGGCCACACGCCUAGAAGAUACAGCAAAAGACCAUUACGAGGUCCUUACGGACAAAUGCUCGAGGCUGAAAUGGCGAAACCGCGAACCACUGAUAUCGCUCUCGAGGAAGGUCUUCGUCCGCGUAGAAAAGUUUCCGCGAACCUCUCGUACAACACAAGUUCGAAUAAUAGCAGUUCGGAACCGCCCACGCCCUGCCAUCAUAGAACCACUUCCAGCCCGAGCAAACUCGAAGGUCUUCCGGGACCAAGUCCGGAACUCCUUGCUGAACUACUUCGAGGAUCUUCAGAGAGGGUGGCUCGUGCACCGGCGCAUCGAAACGACACAAGGACUCACGUCGUUGUGGAACUUUAUGACACCGAGCGAUCGUACGUGGAAGCGCUGCAAAUACUAGUCAAUAAAUACCUUCAACCAUUAAAGAGUCCCGAAAAUGCUGGUCUGGUGGAUUCAGCGACAGUGGAUGAAAUCUUCUAUCAGAUUCCUUCUAUUCUUAAUCAUCACGAGGUGUUUCUGGAAGAACUACGCAAAAGACUCGAUACUUGGGAACUUAAGCAGACGAUUGGCGACGUAUUCCUCGAUGUGUUCACGAAGCCAGUCGUCCUGGAGACGUACACCCUUUUCCUUGAUAAUUGGAAAUCCGCAAAGAAGGCGAUAAAAACGACCUGCCAAGCGAAACCGGCUUUCGCACGAUUCCUCGAGACAAUGGAGCGGGAGCACAAAGGAAAACUCGGGCUGGAUCAGUUAUUGAUCAAACCGGUACAGAAGAUACCUCGUUACGAGCUGCUGAUCCAGAGGCUGCUGAAGCAUACCGAUACCACGCAUCCGGAUUUCGAAUUACUUCAAGCCGCUCAAAAGGAAGUGCACGAGCUGGUAGUGAAGAUCAAUUGCACGGAAAGGGAGUCCCUCGAAUGGGAACAACAGCAGACUACUUUGAAGGAGGUCCAGGCACUUGUCGAAGGACUUGCUGGUAUCGUGACAAACGACAGAACGUUUGUCCGCCACGAUCUGGUCACCAUCGCCUCGAAUCAAGGAACGAGAAAGGAACGAGCGCUGUUUUUGUUCUCCGAUUUGUUGGUCAUCACCAGCAUCAAAAGAAGAAGCGGAACCAUCAGAAAACCAUCGACAAGUUCCUGCCCGAAUAGUCUGGUCGGCCUACUGGAAGCGAACAAGUACAAAAUGUUAAUGAGAAUACCGCUGGACGACUUAGAAGUAAUGAAAGCCAAAGAUGAGAACUUGAGGCGAAUGGCGCGCGAGGUAGACCACCUUCGCGAGGACUGCGCGACGUUGACUCAGCUUCAGGAGCUGGUGUCAACGUUGCACGGUGCGAAGCAGCAAUUAGAGGAUCUUAUCAAAGAUAUGCUUGGCCAGGCACAGCGUCAAUUAGCUGAGAGGAACGCGGCUCAUUCGCAGUUGGCCUGUCUGGAAUUAACUCUUAAUACUCAGGCAGGGAUCGAGAAUAUCUCUGUCAUGUUCACGAAGCCGGAUAAAAGGGCCAGCUGGGAGGAGAGUUUCAACGAAGCCAAGCAAAAGUUAGCGUUGUCCGCUGAUAGGAGGCCCUGCCCCGAAUUUGUGGGACCUCUGCCGAUACGAAAGACCCGGGCUGGCUUGCAGUUCACCUGCGCUGCACCCACCUUGGCCAACGGGCAAGGCUCCAGAGACGUGUGGGUGUGUAACAGCGAUGGCUACGUGGGUCAGGUGUGCGUGUUGAGCCUGACCCCGGAACCACCGCAGGUUACAUCUUGUAAUGGGGUCUGCAACGCGAGGAUUCUGUGCGUCGCUGGAAUUCCGGCAUGCACGCAGAGAUCAAAUUCGUGCGUGACUAACAACAUUUCAUUCGCGAACAGUAAGAGCGGCAUAAGCAUCUCGGUCCAGGAUGUCGAUGCCAGUGGCGGGAACAUACAGUUAGAUAGUAGCUCGAGCUCCGACGACUCGGACUCGGACGACAUUCCAUGUGCAGAUACGGGUAGCCUAACUUUGACCGGCGAUGUUCCGAGUAUUGAUAGUGUCACUACAGAAGAGGAUGUCAAUCAGCCAACCAUGUGGUUAGGAACCGAAGACGGAUGCGUACACGUUUACAAUUGCAAUGAUAAUAUCAGGAUAAAGAAAAAUAAAGUGAAGAUACAGCACAAUAGUAGUGUGCAUUGUAUAAUAUACUUGGAUAAUAAAGUAUUCGUGUCACUUGCCAAUGGAGACAUCACCGUCUACACUCGAGACCAUAUGGGUGGUUGGAACACACCCGAUCCAACAACUGUGUCAAUCGGUACAGCGGCAUCUCCAGUAACGAAGAUGCUUCCGGUGUCAGGGAAACUUUGGUGCAGCUGUCACAAUUCCGUGAAAAUCCUGAACACUCAUUCGUUGGACAUCGAGCACACGUUCGCUGUCAGCAAUGACACGUCCUUAUCGGUUUCCUGUAUGGCGAGUUCCGGCGGUCUCGGAGUCUGGAUUUCUUUGCACAACAGCGCCGUGUUGCGGCUCUUUCAUUCUGGUAGCUACGAAUGCUUGACGGACAUCAACAUAGCACCGGCUGUUACCAAAAUGCUUACCACAGGUUGCGAUGACAUAAUAAGACAACACAAGGCUGCCUGUCUCAGGGUUACAGCACUUUUGGCUUGCAACGAGUUGCUUUGGAUCGGCACGAGCGCUGGGGUACUAUUAACCGUGCCAAUUCCCCAUAUAAAGCCAUCCACACAGAGGAUGUCUCAGCCGCCGAUCGUAACUGGUAUUCCUCAUGGACACACUGGACACGUUCGUUUCCUCACAUGUGUGGAAACGACGACACCAUCGAAGCCAGAUCCACGUCCAAAGGUGAACAGAUACUCUUUGAAAUCCAGCAAAACCCAGCAGAACAAUAUCAAUCGUGGAAAGCUGCUGGUGAUAUCGGGAGGAGACGGUUACGAGGAUUUCAGAGGACCCCAGGCAUCCGCCGAGCUGCAGGCUGGUCGCGAGGAUUCGACCAACCAUCUGCUGCUUUGGAAAGUGUGAUGUGAUCUAGUACGGCCCUCGGUAAGGGCCGCAGUUCACGCACGUCGGCAUGAGACGCCGUGGGGAUCGUUGUCGCGUGUGCAAUUCACACGUGGUCGGGUCCGUCAUCGUCCGAUCGUGGCUGUUCAGGACGUAUUCGCCCGACGAUUUUUCAGGGAACGUGGAAAGGUUCUCUGGCUCGUAUUGGCCGAGUUGAUCAAGACCAGGAUAAGGGAGGUCCGUUAGCAACGAGACGUAAAGAAACACGGUUUCCAAAUGAUCAUGGAACCGAAUUAAAUAUAACUCUAAUGGAUCAUUAACAUGAUCAAAGCUCAGGAGAAUAGCUUGAAGUGAUUUGUUCGACGUUGGUUGGAUCUGACUGUGUGAAACGGUUCACUGAAAUCAAACAACCCCUUCGUUUGUUGCAACUUUAAUAAACUACAAAUUUAAUGACUGCUGCUGCUGAUUGAUUUCAGGUAAUCGCUUUCAGGAGAGUUUGUUUGUACUUUCCAUAUAUCGAAUGAAAUAGAAAGGAAACGAAUGGUUUUUUUAUGGAUUUUGAUCGCGCGUGUCCUGUUAAUUUCUCGCACGGGGAAGGGAAAUGUUGAAGAGACAACGUAUACCCGCGUUGUCUCGAGAAUUCGGUUUACGUACUCGUUGGGACGAUACAUAAAACAAUGAAAUGUUACGAAACAGGAUACCUGGAAGAGCGUUGAAUCGAGCUUACACAUACACAGACACACGAGGUGACAAUGGCCUAAAAUAAUUUACACGCUAAAGAAAAGGGAACUAAUCGAGUUAAUGUGCCAAAACGAAUUUAUCAUUGUUCACCGAUCGACGUUUGCACGCUCGCGAGAGUCGUGUACGUUCGUUAGUCGUUUCAUUACUAAACGCAAAACUGAAUGUGUUCGUGUUUAAUCGUAGAUGAAAUUCCAUCGAGUUUCUUGAACGCUGCACGCGUCAAUAUCAUACGUAUCGGAUACGAAUAUCACAGCACCUUUUUGGAAUUGAGAUUUCUCUAAUUGUAUAUCAUUACAGUUGCUGAUCCAUAGACUUGUUCAUUCGCCCUUCGUGUGAAGGAAAGAAAGGGGCAAUGAUUAAAUCAAAUUUACUCUUGUUGUAUAGAAGACCAAAAUGACGAAGUUUUCGAUAAAGUUUCUCGUCUCUUCUCCUCCUUUUGUUCUUUUUUUUUUGCUAAAAAGUAUUGUUGCAAGGGAACGAAAAGAAGUCAGAGAAUUUUUAACCCUUUCGAAUAGGCAGUGAAAAUCAUUUGAUGGCAAGUGAUUAUAGAUACUAGUUAUAGUGAAAGGGUUGAAAUUUUGUUGCAAUGUUUAUCUUGUAUGCAUCUGUAUUCAUGGUACAAAAUUCGAGAGGCCAAUUCGUUCUAGCUUCCCCGUUUCAGGGUAUUUCUGUAUAGAUCUUAAGCUGUUUAUAUCUCUCGGGUGUUUUAUUCGCUUCAAACACGAGCGACUGGGUCUGACUUUUUUACAACUUCUAACGCGUCGUGGUUGUAUCGACCAUCGCGUAAUCAACAUACAGCGUAUUUGACAAUAAUUAAUCGAUAUCGAUUCUUCCAAUAGUCCUAUACACGAGACCAAGUAUCAUGAAUUCGUAUCGAUCUCUUGAUCGAUCGAGACCGAUACACCUCGUUCCUCUGAUCCUGAAAAUGAUUUUCUUCGCACAAAAAUUCUUUGCAUCCAUUUCAAUGUCUCACGACGAUAUGAUCGUCGAAGUUUUAUUACGAUUCCUUUCAACUAGGACCGAGGACUCUUUACAGCUUCGGACACCUCUUCCUAGAUGUCUAAUUUGUUAUUUAAAAAAUUAGUUCUUUUCUUUUCUUUUUACUGAACGAAGCAGAUUAGACGUUGAAAAUGUACUUUGAGGUAUUUGAUAUUGUUGGGAGGAAUUAUGUAGAUCUAGAAGAAAAUGAAAUACACAAGAGAGAAGAUAUAAUUUAAAAUGUUAUAUCAAUAAUGGUGGUAAUAUUUUAUUGAUAGAGCCGGCAAUUCAUUUCGAAUUCUUUAAGACUGAAUGAAUGAUUUCAGAUAAAGGAAACAUAAAACAGUAGUCUUUUCGAUUUUCCUUUCAUUUAACCGGCUCAGUUUGAAAAAUGAUCAUCAACAUUAUUUCCUAAUUUAAUUUGGCCACAGAAUUCUUUUAAAUUUCUGUGGUAUGAACUUAAAUCAACAUGCGCCGAUUCAAGAAUGAUUACGAUAUCAAAUCAUUUAUUUAUUUCUAUGGAAAUACUGAUCUAGGGAAACACUAUCUAUAAUGUGUACACGAUAUCGACAUACCUAUACGUGUGAUAAAUCGCUGUUCACAAGCCUAAAGCUCGAGAUCAAGAUAGAAUCUGUCGCUAAUGAAAUCAUGGUCCACGUACGGGGCUUAUAUUUUGUUUAUCGGUGUGAAUUUCUAUUAUUGUAGCGAGACGUGUGUACCUUUAACGUGUGCGAUCGUUUGAUUGCGUAUGAAAGAGAAAAGAUAGACGAAUUCACAAGAAACAAUGAGAGAGAGAGGUUAAUCAGAUACGUGUGAUGAGUUCUGCCUUCGACGUACGUCUUUCACGAAUAAUUGUUGGUUUAUUUGUAACGCAACGUGUAAUUAUAUCGUUGCUACAUCAAUGAGUGAAUGUGUAAAGAUUUAUGUGGAUGAAAUUCCGUAAAAUGAACAAUCAACAGCUUAACAAGAAAAGAAAUUCAAUGAGCUGUUCAAAAUGUAUCCUUACGAUAGAAGAUGCAAGACUCUCAAUUUCUUUUUUGCAUAAAAGAGCGCUAGAAUGAUGAACAGAAACAGAAUAUUAUUUAUUGUAGUUACUUAAGGUACGAAUGCGUCUGUGGUAUAUUUCUAGUGUGCAAUAAAAGGUGUCGUGUAUUCAGCAACGAUCGCGUCCGUAAGUUAUUAUUAAUGUUAUAAGUGUCUAGAGGCAAAGAGAUACGUAAUUGCGUAAAAAUAUAUUUGUAUUAUAUGUA
Molecule: messenger RNA, 12055 nt
Organism: Osmia lignaria (orchard mason bee)
Lineage: Eukaryota; Metazoa; Arthropoda; Insecta; Hymenoptera; Megachilidae
Source: RefSeq, a predicted model, not a curated record